AUGGGCGCGUGUCCCGCAGGCUCGGUGUCCGCGCUUCACCGGUUCGGUUCCCGCUGCGUGCUCCUGCUGCUGGUGUGUUUGGUGUGCGGGGUUCUGGGGACCUGGGGACCGGGACUGUACAGCUACCAAACCAGGACCUCACUCAACAAAGACCCGAGCAAAAGACACUCACACUGUGUGUGUGUGUGUGUGUGUGUGUGUGUGUGUGUGUUUACAGGUGAGAAGAAAAACCUGCUGCUGUCCAACAGUUUCCCUGACCCUCGACUGGUUCCUGCUCAGGGACCUCAGGGACCUCCGGGACCCACAGGACCCCCAGGAGCCCGAGGCCCAGCCGGACCGCCAGGCCCUAUCGGACAAAGUGGAAAGCCAGGUUCCCCCGGUGUACCAGGACCCACGGGACCAAAGGGAGAGCGAGGAGAGAGAGGACCUCUGGGGUAUCCAGGAGAGAGAGGCUUCAAAGGAGAGCCGGGUGACCCGGGGCCGAAGGGUGAGCCAGGGGAGAAAGGUCUUCCGGGGGACGGCAUACACCAAAUCCGUGAGGCCCUGAAGAUCUUAGCCGAGAGGGUUUUAAUCCUCGAGACUAUGAUCGGUAUCCACGAGCCCGAUGGAGGAUCCGGAGACGGCCCGUUCAGCACCCCGUCUACGGACUUCUUCCGGAACAAGCGUGCCGGCACCCUGCCCUUCCGGGUCAAACCGCCGUCCCUCUAUACCGAGUCUAAAAUCCGAAGGAAGUCCUAAAGAGUCAGCCUCUCAUUCCAGCUUGGACUGGCAAAACCCUCGCAAGUCCCUAUAACACGUACCGUCCUACAGAUCCGCUCACUAACUCUGGAACAUACCAUUGAAUAAAGAAGGGGAGGGGGGGAACACCUCAGGGAAAAAACCAAGUGGUGCUGCAGAGGUUCACCAUCUCAACUGGAAGUCAGUCUUUAACUUCGAUCUCCCUUUCGCUUGCAUGAAACGAAGAAAAGAGAAAUGUACAGUUAUUCUAACGGUGCUUGAGUAAAGAUUAUACAAUGUGGGACAAUAAGGGGACGAAACAAGCUGGUACCCAUGAUGGAGAAAGAACAUCAGGUUAUUAUUCGCUGAAGUCGCUAUAUAUAUAUAAAUAUUUUAACAGACCCCUUAGGGAAGCUAGGAAAUGUAUCGUAUGUAGGAAAACGCUUAUUCACUAUUCAGUUUCCAAACAUUUAAGCAAUAAAUUAGUUAUCCUCCCUAGCAUUAAAUGCACUAUUUUAGAUGUUGUUGUUUUUUUGUGUUUGUUUUUUUUGUAUUCUAGAGAAGCAGGAAGGAAACAGAAUCCCACGCAAAGGCUUUAAGUUUAAGCAAAACUUACCUGACGCUUGACAUUUUGACGUUGUGUAAACUGUAUCUAUUUAUUUGCAGGGUUUUUAUUUGAUUCGGAAUUUAUUACUAAAACACCACGUUUAGAGCUUUGAGUUUCCAACACAAGAAGAUCUAACGCCAAGUGCACACGACAUCAUUUCAGCCCAGGCUUUUAUUUUAUUAUUUUAUUAUUUAAAAAAAUAAUAAUAGCAUUAACAAUGAGCUAAAAUAAAAACCCCGCCCUCUAAUCGUUCCUUCAUCAUAAUGAGGAGAUUAAAUCACCGUGCUUGGGAGCACUACUGUUUUUUUCUUCAUCACGGAUUUCAUUUUCGGCCUGAAAAUAUAUUAAUGGAGGAGCAAAAAAAAUGCAAUAAAUGAAGUGUAGAAUCCCAAAUUUUGGCAGGAAGGUCCUGAAUCUUGGCUGCUACCUGCUUAUGGCACUAAUUUGACCGCUCGCAUAAAACAGCUUGAAAUAUUUCAGUUAUUCGACCAUAAAAGAGUAAAUUUUGUAAGUUAGUGAGUGCUUGGACCCCUAUUGAUCGCUGCUUAUGGGAUCCCUAUAUAUAUAUACUGUAUAAUUGUUUUAAUAUUCUUUCUCUUGUUUUUGCAUAAAUACACACUACAGCAAGUUACUUAUUCUUCAUCUUGUCAAAGUUAUCAACAGUUCUCACUUUUAAUUACUUGAGAUAAUAAGAUUUCGGGAUCGAGGGUGUUUUUUUUAAAAAUUGGGAAUCCUUCCAGGUUUAAAGACAAAAAAAAAACACCUACUCAUAUGAAACAAAUUUGGCUAGUACACAUAACAUACGCCGAGCAGCAAUUCUGAGCAGACUGUAAUUAUUUUAAAGUCCGAGAAAGAGAAAAAACUAAAGAGGUGAAAGAUAUUGGCAGCCAGUCUUGAUAAAAUACUCACGGCACGUGACCUUAGUCCGUAUUUAACUGAAUCUCGUAAAAUUAUAAAACUGCCUUCAUGCAAAAAAACAACAAAUAUAUAAGAAAAGAUCUGGGCUACAAUAAUGUAAGGUGCACUCGGUAUACAUCACGUCUCCCUGAUCUCUAAUCGCAGUGUGGACCGAUGUGGUUAUAUUCUAAAUACUAAAUAAAAACAGCCUAAAAUCUUCGUUCGGUCAUCAGAGUGACUUAGACGGCAUUUUUUUUUCUUCUUUUAAAAAAAUUAAAAUAAUACAAAAUGAUUAUGGUGAUGUCCUACACAAUCUUUACAGGGUCCUUCAGAGGGAACCUUUAAGAGGACCUUUUAAUUAACCACUGAACCCUUAAAGAACCCCUGAAGAACCUAAAUUCUUCUACAGAGUCUACAAGCACACAGAAGUGCUUCACAGAAGAUCAGUUCAUGGUUUAAAUGACUGAUGAUCAUCUGAGAAAUGAACUUACAUGGAACUUGAAUCUUUUUUUUUCUUUCUAUCUGCAGCUUUAUAUCGUUCUCCAGCUAAAACGCUCAACUGACUUCCUUUUUUUUUUUUUUUUAAGACUCGUCUUUUGUCGUGUUUUGUUUGGGGUUUUUUUUUUUUCUCUGAAUGUUGAUUAUUUAAAAAAAAAACGAUUAUUAGUUCAUGUUUCAGUGUUUUGUACGACAAGCACAUGUAACGUCAGGUCGUAUUUUCUCCCCUCGGUAUUUUACGGCUUCUCAAAACGUUUGCUCUGAUUUGGUCUCUGUAAGUGUUUGGAGUAAUGUUAAAACAAUAAAGUGUCUGGUGUUCCUUUCUUUUAUUUUAUAAAGGUAAUCUUUUCGCCUGUAUGGUUGCUGUCUGUUUAUGGAUAACGAUUUAAAGACCACCUGAAAUCAAAUCCGACCUCCUUUCUUCAUGCUUUUAUUUUGUAAUUCGUCACUUUGCCUUUGUAUCCCUGAUCUGUUUAUCAGCUCGUCGUCUGCCACUAAAACUAUUUUUUUUUAAAUUCCCUAAUUAAU
Molecule: messenger RNA, 3247 nt
Organism: Ictalurus furcatus (blue catfish)
Lineage: Eukaryota; Metazoa; Chordata; Actinopteri; Siluriformes; Ictaluridae
Gene: emid1
Product: EMI domain containing 1
Exons: 8
Coding region: 1-738 (245 amino acids)
Source: RefSeq, a predicted model, not a curated record